AUGUUUAGUUUGCAGCAGCAACUAGCACCGACAGCAGCAGCAACAGCAACAGCAGCAGCAGCAGGAACAGUAGCAACAGCAGAGGAACAGCAGCAGCAACAGCAGCAGCAACAGCAACAGCAACAACAGAAACAGCAGCAACAGCAACAGCAGCAACACCAACAGCAGCAACAGCAACAGCAGCAACAGCAGCAGCAGCAGCAGCAACAGCAGCAACAGCAGCAACAGCAGUAUUUACAGUUUCGGGUAUAUCUGAUAUACUAA
This is a messenger RNA of Eimeria mitis, 264 nucleotides long. RefSeq lists its product as uncharacterized. The transcript is spliced from 2 exons. NCBI's taxonomy places the organism in Eukaryota, Apicomplexa, Conoidasida, Eucoccidiorida, Eimeriidae. Bases 1 to 264 code for a protein of 87 amino acids. The record is from RefSeq and is a predicted model, not a curated record.